Molecule: messenger RNA, 2454 nt
Organism: Schistocerca cancellata (South American locust)
Lineage: Eukaryota; Metazoa; Arthropoda; Insecta; Orthoptera; Acrididae
Gene: Arl8
Product: ADP-ribosylation factor-like protein 8B-A
Exons: 4
Coding region: 180-740 (186 amino acids)
Biological process (GO): anterograde axonal transport; protein transport
Cellular component (GO): lysosomal membrane
Molecular function (GO): GTP binding; GTPase activity
Source: RefSeq, a predicted model, not a curated record
GCGCAUUCAGUGUGGAUUUUGAACCUUGCAGUAGCACGAAUAGUCAUAGGACUUUUGACGGCCAGAUGUUGAUGUGAAGUCAAAUAUUGUAAUCGUCAGUGUCUUCGGCAAUAUUCUGAUAUUCCAAGUGGACCACUUUAUUUUAACUGCUGUGGGCAGAUUUCAGAGCGGCAGACAACAUGUUGGCUUUAAUAAAUCGUAUUCUAGAUUGGUUUAAAAGUUUGUUUUGGAAAGAAGAAAUGGAACUGACAUUAGUAGGCUUGCAGUACUCUGGUAAAACUACGUUCGUAAACGUCAUAGCGUCCGGUCAAUUCAGUGAAGAUAUGAUACCGACGGUAGGUUUCAAUAUGAGGAAGAUAACAAAAGGAAACGUAACGAUUAAAGUAUGGGACAUUGGAGGACAGCCCAGAUUUAGAUCGAUGUGGGAGCGAUAUUGUCGCGGAGUAAAUGCCAUUGUAUAUAUGGUAGAUGCAGCAGAUCAAGAAAAAAUUGAUGCAUCUCGAAAUGAACUUCAUAGUUUACUGGAUAAGCCGCAACUUGCUGGUAUACCAGUUUUGGUUUUAGGAAACAAACGUGAUCUUCCUAAUGCCCUAGAUGAGAACGGACUUAUUGAAAGAAUGAACUUGUCGGCGAUCCAAGACCGUGAAAUUUGCUGUUACUCAAUAUCUUGUAAGGAGAAAGACAACAUUGAUAUAACUCUGCAGUGGCUGAUUGCUCACUCGAAGUCAGGAAUACGCUAGUGCCACUUGGUAAAAAUUGGAGCAAGGUGACUGACACACAGAAUGUUGCUACUAGUCGUUGUACACCCUCCUCCUCAGUGCCUGAUUAGGCCAUAAAUUUGUUUACGUAUGUUUUAUUGUGAUUAAAGUUUAUUAAUCUGUGUUAAAGGCUGAUUAUAACUAAUUAGUAUUUUCCAAGAAAUACUUGGGAAACUGGAAUAUUGUGCAACAAACUUGAUAAUGUUCUGUAAUUUAACAAGUGUGUGUGUGUAUACACACAUUUUGUGUAGAGUGAUAUAGAUGCCUUUUUAAGAAUUGAAUUGUAAAAUCAUGGAGUGUAAAUUUCGUCUUAGAGCUGCUUAGAAAAUAUCAUUUUUGUUUUUCGUUUCCUUUAGGAACAUUUGGUAUGUGUGUUCUUCCUUCUCAAUAAGUAAUUUAAGUCUCCAGUUAAGGGAAUAUUGAACAACAAAAUGAAAAUUGAGCUUGGCUGAUUACUUUUUUGUCCAUUUUGUUGGGCUGUGUUUCUGGAUAAGGGGAGUUACACAUGUAAUUAUUGUGCGGAAGCAGAAACUAGGUGUGGCUUAACUGAUAUGUUAAUAUUCAUCCAUAUAUAAUUGGAACUGUGGUUCUGCCAGCAAUUAGACAUGGAAUGGAAUGUAAUGUGGAAUCUCAAAUUAUAAGGAGUGGCAUAUCUCAUAUGGACAAGGUAAAUAAUCUAUUACAGAGAAUAUUUGAGUUUUACAAAAAUCCAUUUAUGCAAGCUUCAUUGACUGACUGGGUAUCCAACGCAGAAAAUUAAUAAUGGAAACUCUAAUGAAUGCUCCUGUGUCAGAAGUGGCCCCUCCUCUAAAUCCUAAAUUUGUGGUGGCUACAUUUGUUAAAACAGUGUGCAGAUACCUUGUGCUGAUAAUUUUGUUAUGAAAACAUAUUGUAUGCAUUGUUUUCUAAUUAACCAACAUUAACAGAAUUCUUUCCAAUAUUAUUAAAAUGUUUCUAUAUGAAAACUGUCCUAUUUUUUGCUGUCACAUAAUCAUGCUCUCCACCCAGCCCCCCCUCCCCCCCCCCCCCCCAAAUUAAAACUGAACCAAUGGAGUGGGAGUUUGUUGGUUAUCAUUCCUUCAAUAUGAGACAUCUUGUCACAUUUUAAUAUUUUUUAUUUUGUGUGACCACCAGUCUUGCUAAAUUGAAAGUUUUCAUGAUAGGUAAAGAUUCUUCUCACUGCCAUGAAAUAGUCACCACCUUAUCUUAACUGUUGUGUGUUGUCAGCCUCGUGGAACAGCAGGUAGAACAUAUAAGACGGUUCAGACAGAUGUCUAGAGUAAUGUUGAGAGUAUGGUGUAAUGUAAGAGACAUAUUGUUAUUUCAUCUUGUACAUAGUUCACUGGUGCAGAAUCAUCACUGUGUGUUUGCCAAACAUCUCGUUCGUGAAGCUGUAGCCCACAGGAUGGCACACACUUUGUUCCAGUGUUAAAAGUAUUCUUUUGCAGUGUAGGUACACAAUGAUGCUCUUAAAAAAUUAAUAUUUUUGUGAAUCUUGAGUAACACAAAAUUGAAAUGCAUCAUAAUGUCACAUGAAAAGUCUUCAAGGCAAAGAUAUGGCUUCCAGAAACAUAACAGUAAUAUUACACAUACUACUUUGAUUUAAAAAAAAAAGAUGGAUUGACUGAUAAAACCACAUUAUGUUCCAGCAUAUUGUAACAAAAUAAAGGUGUUUGGAAAACUAAAAUUAGUUCAG